Drosophila guanche is the source of this 852-nucleotide messenger RNA. RefSeq lists its product as uncharacterized. The transcript is spliced from 3 exons. Bases 16 to 672 code for a protein of 218 amino acids. NCBI's taxonomy places the organism in Eukaryota, Metazoa, Arthropoda, Insecta, Diptera, Drosophilidae. The record is from RefSeq and is a predicted model, not a curated record.
AGUAAUAUUUUGAUAAUGCAAGGGUAUAUUCCGGUAUAUUUUAUCGAUAAUUCCGCGAUCGCACUGCCUCCAAUUCAUGCCUGCAUUUACAGUUAUUCCGCGAUCAGCUACUCAACGAGCAUGGAAAAUGAGAAUAUGGCAUUUUUAAUGGAGGCGGGAGUUCUGCCUCGACUCGUGGACAUUUUGAAGCAGUUAAUGAACAUCGAGCCGCAGCCAGUGGAUCCUUUGAUGUACUUGCUCCAUCAGCUGGACUGCCCCCUUAUUCCGCAGGCCCAAAUGAAGGCCCUGGAGCGCAAGGUAACGCGCGCCCACGACGAGUUGCGUUACUUGCGCGACCUUUUAAUAGAUCUGGGCGCCGACGAGGAGCUGUAUGACAGCGAGACGGACGAAGAGGAGUAUGUGGGCUGCGUUAAGGGUCAGAUUUGUGACCCAAACGACUUGGAGGAGUAUGGCUAUAGGGAGGAAGAGGCGGACAAUGAAAAUGACGAUGACGAGGACACUCCUGAUGGCAGCAAGGCCGAAGCAAACUCAUUCGAAUCGCAACAAUCGCAGCAGCCGCGGCAGUACAUGGUUCGGGCCGCUGUGGCGAUGCCUCCUGUCGAUCAGGAUGAACGGGCUGGGACCUGCGAGCAGCCCUGCUCCAGACGAUCCAUCUGCCACGACUCACAGUAGUUUGUUAUUCAACUAAAUCCUACAAUUUUAUGUACACGUACAUACAUAACUGUUUCAACGCAUGUGGUGUGUGCACUCUUCGUAUUUUCUGCAAUCGUGUUUAAGUAAUGUAUUUUGUGACCCUUUUAUGGAGGAUUAUCAAUAAACUCAACACCUGGUCCGUUGCAUCCAUAGAGUGUA